This is a messenger RNA of Metarhizium acridum CQMa 102, 1686 nucleotides long. NCBI's taxonomy places the organism in Eukaryota, Fungi, Ascomycota, Sordariomycetes, Hypocreales, Clavicipitaceae. The record is from RefSeq and is a predicted model, not a curated record.
AUGGGGUCGGGGCCUGGGCGAUGCGACCACGCGGCCAUGCUGGCUGUUGAAGAAGAUGUCCUUCGAUCCUUAUCCUCCGAUACACCGCAUAUGCCCGAUCCCAAGUCUAUGCUUCAGUCGGCGUAUGAGCGGACACUUGAUGCCACGGUCCCUCUCGAUUGGCAAGGAACUACCACUGUAUGCGGUGCCCAAUUGCACUAUAGAGCCUCGGGCGACAACCCAUCAGUAAAUCCAUUGCCGCUGCUGCUCGUUACAAACCUCGGAGACUGCCAAGUGAUGGUCCUUCGCCCGCGAAACAAGGAGGUCAUUUUCAAGACCAAGGAACAGUGGCAUUGGUUCGACUGUCCCAGGCAGCUUGGAACCAACAGCCCUGAUACACCCAAGGACAAUGCUGUCGUGGAUACUAUAGACUUGGAAGUCGGAGAUGUGGUACUAGCGAUGAGCGACGGCGUCAUUGAUAAUUUAUGGGAGCAUGAAAUCGUUGAGUCGGUUGUAAAGAGCAUUAAAAGCUGGGAGUCGGGAAAAGGAGGAGAGUUGAAAGAAGAUAGAAAAGGUGGCCGUAAUGGCGGGAUGAAGGUGGCAGCGGAUGAGCUCGUCGCUGCAGCUAGAGUGAUCGCGAUGGAUCCAUUUGCAGAGAGUCCAUUUAUGGAGCAGGCUAUUGAAGAAGGCUUGGCCAGUGAAGGAGGGAAACUGGAUGACAUUAGUGUGGUUGCUGCCUUAUUUCAUCGCACUAGCCCAUAUCGCCAUUCCCAAUCGUGUCUCUUGUAUCCGUCAAACAUGAGGGGGAAACGAUCCAAACAGUAUCGCAAGCUCAUGGAGCGAUAUUGUAUGACCUUUGGUUUUCGGGAGCCGUACCAAGUUCUAGUGGACGCCGAAAUGGUCCAAGAUUCCUGCCGGUUCAAGAUGGAAUUGGAGCCGGCCUUGCAAAGAACAGCCCAUGGAAAAGUCAAGCCAAUGAUUACACAAUGCGAAAUUAGGAAGCUCUACGCGCGGAAGAAUGAACCUGGUAUCAGCGAAGCCAUAGAGGUAGCCAAGACUUGCGAGAGACGACGUUGCGGCCAUCAUCCCGAUGAGUACCCCGAGCCGUUGAGUACGCUGGAGUGCCUUCAGUCUGUCAUAGAUCCCAAGGAUACGGGCGAGAAUAAGCACCGGUAUGUUGUGGCAAGCCAGAACCUGGAUUUACGGCGCAUGUUGCGCGGAGUCCGAGGAGUGCCUUUAAUAUACAUCAAGAGAAGUGUCAUGAUUAUGGAGCCAAUGUCCGAUGAGAGCGUUCGACUCCGAGCCCGAGAAGAGCGUAGCAAGUUUAGGGCGGGACUGAAACCAACAAUCGGGAAGAGAAAGAGAGCAGAAAGGGACGAUGGCGGCGAAGAAGAUGACGACGAUGGAAAUGUGAUGGCAACUGACAAAGGCACCGAGCCGAAGCCGCCGGCGAAGAAGUCCAAGCGCCCUGGUCCGAAGGGGCCCAAUCCCCUGUCGGUGAAGAAGAAAGCUAAAAAGCAGACUGACGGGACGAGCAAACCAAAGAAGACGGCCAAGACGGCCGAGACGGAGGAAAAGUCGGGUGAAGCGCCGGCUAAGCGGAAGAGAAAGAGAAAGUCCAAGUCGACGAAUGCUGACUCGGCAGGCGAAGGCGGCUCGGGCGAGACCAAUGCGCCUCAGACUGUCUCAAAUACCGAUGAAGGCUGA